AUGGCUCUGGACAAGGCUCAGUACAAGGAUCGGGAGUUUCUUGCCGUCAUUGGCGAUGAGGACUCAGUAACUGGCAUCCUGCUCGCUGGCGUAGGCCAUGUGACCGACCCUCCCGACUCGCAAAAGAACUAUCUUGUCGUCGACCAGAAGACCGAGGAUUCGACCAUCGAGGGCGCAUUCGAUGCAUUCACAACAGAGCGGAAGGAUAUUGCGAUUGUCUUGAUAAAUCAACAUAUCGCAGACCGGAUACGAGCGAAAGUGGAUGGAUUCAGCGCAGCCUUUCCUUCGGUGCUGGAAAUACCCAGCAAAGACCACCCUUACGAUCCAGAAAAGGACAGUGUCAUGAAGAGAGUACGGAAGCUGUUUGGAGAAUAG
Molecule: messenger RNA, 375 nt
Organism: Zasmidium cellare ATCC 36951
Lineage: Eukaryota; Fungi; Ascomycota; Dothideomycetes; Mycosphaerellales; Mycosphaerellaceae
Exons: 4
Coding region: 1-375 (124 amino acids)
Biological process (GO): proton transmembrane transport
Cellular component (GO): proton-transporting V-type ATPase, V1 domain; fungal-type vacuole membrane
Molecular function (GO): proton-transporting ATPase activity, rotational mechanism
Source: RefSeq, a predicted model, not a curated record